AUGAGCACAUCACCGUUAAACAACACGGGUGGCGCUACGCCAUGGCAAGACAAGCUUGAAGAGGCGUGCCGCGCGGCGCAGCUUGUCCCUCCAAAAUUCCAGAUUGUAUCUGACCGUCGCGGUGGUAGAACGGCGUGGUCAAGCACGGUCGAAGUGCAAGGACAGAUUGUGAACGCCCGUUUCUGGUACGAUGGAAGGAACCUCAACAACGCGAAAGAGGAUGCUGCAGAAUGUGCCGUGAAUUGGCUCACUGGUAAUUCCAGUAACUCUACCGCCGCUUCGAACACUGCGGCAGCUUCGACCGCCAGAUCCGGCUGGUGA
Messenger RNA from Akanthomyces muscarius, 321 nucleotides. RefSeq lists its product as uncharacterized. The coding region runs from base 1 to 321 and encodes 106 amino acids. NCBI's taxonomy places the organism in Eukaryota, Fungi, Ascomycota, Sordariomycetes, Hypocreales, Cordycipitaceae. The transcript is spliced from 3 exons. The record is from RefSeq and is a predicted model, not a curated record.